GUGUCCAGAGGUAACAAUUUUAUCUUUUUAUCUUUUUGUUGUCUACAUUAGCAUAUUGUACUCUGUGAACUGCUUGUAAGCGUUCCGCGUUUCUCAAAAUGGCAUCAAGUUCUGUAAGGACUAUGGUUAAUUUGGUAUGUCAAGGCUGCUCGUUAAAACACUUAAGCUAGAAUUUAUGGUUCCUGUGUCCGCACUAAAGAAACUUCUUUGUAAUAGCUUAAGUCCAAAGGCUUACCUGCGAUUUGCCCUUCAGCAUUUUCGCUGGUUGCCAUCGAUUACAGAUACAUAUUGAGGUAAGUUCUCUUUCACAUCGUAUAUGGACAAGGCGACUGCGAAUGAUUUAUAGGUUAUUUGGUUUGCAGUAAUGCGACUGUGUGUUAUUGGCGACUUAUCCACUGCGUAGUACGUGCUGCACUAUUGGCCAGUGAACGGUCUCCUGUUAUAUCUUCCAUACAAAUAUGUUUUGUUGACAGUUGGAGAAGUAUCUGAAAUACUAUUCCUACAGAUGUUUGAAAUAUGGGAAUUUACUUCCGGACUAUGCAAUCACUUGAUUGACUUACUGACACGGUGCUGUUGUCAAAAUCGAAUGGUGACUAAUUAGAAUAUAAUUCUUCUAGGAACUUUCGAUCAUCGGAAUCAAUUUCUAAUGCGCAAACACUUGGCCUAUGUAAGAAUGGAUAACCUCUUGUAGAGGCAUCUAGAAAGAAUCGCGAUGUUCGAGUUAGUACUCUUCCUGUCGGUCCUGCUCGGGAUCUAUGUGUACCGUCGAUUCUUUACCCGACUUCCACCAGGUCCUAUUUGCUGGUAUCCGUUUGUCGGCUAUUUGCCCUUCCUAACCAAAGACCCGCCCAGGCAUCUGGAUGAACUUCGUCGAAAAUAUGGAUCCAUUUUCGGAGUUAGAACCGGUUCAUAUACUCUUGUUCCCUGUAGCAAAUGCCGUAUACAGCUGGUUCUACCUGAUUCUACAGUGACAAAAACCCCGAAUUCAGCUAAACUAUACUUCGGCUCGCGUUACGUUGUCUGCUUGGCCGACUUCCAGACGAUGAAAGAAGUGUUUAAUAAAGACGUCGCCCUUGAACGCCCCCCCGAAAUACCGUUUGCCAUUUACCAGGAGUCUAUGAAUCUGAUGACAAUGAAUGGACCUUUUUGGCAGGAACAAAGGCGGUAUGCUCUUCAGCUCUUUAAGAGUUUUGCUUUCACUGAAAAAACACUCGAACAUCAUAUUCAGCUGGAGGUUUCACAUCUUCUUAUGGAGAUCGACAAACAUCUGAACACGCCGUUUGAACCGACAAUUUUGCUAAUUCCGUCAAUGUCAAAUAUCAUCUCUUCACUGACCUUUGGCAAGCGUUUUGAAUAUGACGAUCCGGACCGAAUAAUGCUCGAUAAUCUUAUUAUGGAGAUUCCCCGUCGUGCUGGACAGGUAACUUACAUUCACUACAUGCCGUGGCUAAAAAAGAUUGCCCUCUGGCUAAAGUGGGGGUCAUGCAACAAACUUCGCGAAGCUCUUAUUCAACGAGAGGCUUUCUGCGAGAAACGAGUCAAAGAGCAUGAGGAAACCUUUAAAGAUAACAUGUUUCGAGAUUACAUUGAUUAUUUCCUGCAUGAGAUGAAGAACGAAACGAAGGGACCAUCCUUCAGAAGAAAUGUCUUGAUUGGAAAUGUAGCCUCAUUCUUCGGCGCGGGUUCAGAGACAGUUCGAACAACCAUUGACUGGCUCCUUUUAGUCUGUGCAGCGCAUCCUGAUAUCCGAGUAAAAGUCCAAGCAGAGAUCGAUCAAGUGAUUGGCGAUCGUAAGCCAACGUGGGACGACAAUCGAAGCAUGCCUUACACAAUGGCCGUUAUUUGGGAACUCUUCCGUUGGAAGCCUAUCAAUCCAAUCAAUAUUCUACGCAAGUCGACGGAGGAAACCUAUGUCAAAGGUUACCGCAUUCCCAAGGGAUCGAUUGUGAUCUCAUGCAUUUGGUCUAUUCACAACGACAAGAACUUUUGGGAUCAACCUGAUGAAUACCGUCCCGAACGCUUUCUCAAAAGAUCCGAGAGCGGCGAACUGAAAGUUCAUAAACCUGAGCAUCUCGUCCCGUUUUCUUACGGCAAGCGCGCGUGUCCAGGUGAAGUUAUCGCUAAAAUGGAAGUGUUUAUCUAUUUCGUAUCAAUCCUUCAAAAAUUUCAUGUCUACCCACCGCCCGGAAAAAAGGUUUCGUUUGCCGAAGUGGUAGGCGUCUCCUUGCGACCGGUUUCGCAAAGUAUUCUCUUCCAAAGAAGGGUCACGCAAUAAUGGCAAGAUUCGUUACUAUCCACUCUGCUCCUCUGACAACAAUAGUAAUGACAUUUCUGUGAAAAACUACUACCAAACGAUGCAUAGUAUAUAACGUAGCUCUAAAGAGCUACAUUAUAUGCUAUACAAACAGAAUAGUAUUUAAAUAAAUAAUAUUUAGUACAUUGACAUUUUAAAGAGUACAGUGUUGACACGUAAAAACAUAAUAGGUUAACUUGAGUUCGACCUUUUUUGACAGUAACUUUCAGUGAACUUCCUUCUCCGUACGUCCCUUAGUAAAUACUUAUAAACAUAGCAAACUGUAUCUUCCAAUGGAUGUUGAGAGAAGAAUUUUAAAAAAAACUGAGGCAAACGAUGGCAAAUGCAGGAUUAUAUCUUGACGAGAUUCACAAAAAGUGAAUCGGCAAAAUAAAAGUUGCUACCUAAAACUUCAGAAACUGGUUGACAGAUAUACACUUCAUAAAACUAUAUUAAUUAACAUGACUCACGUUCGCAUGAUAAAGAAAAAGGAGACGUGGAAUAAAGCUGUUAUGUGACAAGAAACAUAUACAGAUAGAUUCUAUACUUCUUUGUCUAAGCGAUAUGUAAUGGUUGAAAACAGUGUAGGAUCGAUUACCCGAUUUAUAUAUAUAUAUAUAUAAAUUGGAGCCUCAAUGCUGGUGAGGAAAGGUCUAUAUGGCAAACAAACGCAGCCAAAUCUUAGCCCAAAGGAAACUUAAACCAGGAGUUUUUCUGUAUAUCUACUACACUGUACUUCAGAACUUCUUACGGCCACAUCUAUGCUAUGAUCCUCCGUUUACAGUUUAGGAAACAACUGUCUUUAUAUCACUACAUUAGUUUUAGUAUAGCCAAAUUCGUGGUUCUCGCAAAGAAAUACCUACUUUAAAUAAAACUUUUUUUCUUAAUAAAGAUAUACCCAUGACAUUAAAUUCA
Molecule: messenger RNA, 3208 nt
Organism: Varroa destructor (honeybee mite)
Lineage: Eukaryota; Metazoa; Arthropoda; Arachnida; Mesostigmata; Varroidae
Product: cytochrome P450 2J6-like
Biological process (GO): xenobiotic metabolic process
Cellular component (GO): cytoplasm; intracellular membrane-bounded organelle
Molecular function (GO): oxidoreductase activity, acting on paired donors, with incorporation or reduction of molecular oxygen, reduced flavin or flavoprotein as one donor, and incorporation of one atom of oxygen; heme binding; iron ion binding
Source: RefSeq, a predicted model, not a curated record